AGCUGAAUGUAUGGUCUGAAGUAAUUAUGUCUGCAGCCGAACAUACCAUCGACGUCAUUAUACUUGGGGAGGAAGGUAUUGGGAAGACAAGUCUGGCAAGGACCUUAACCGAAGGAGCAUUUCCAGUGGCGGACUCAUUAUUUCCCCUGUAAGUGGUGGAACGUUUUUUGUUCUAGUUAAUCAUUAAAUAGUCAAUGUCUCAUUAAAUUAAUAUUCUGUCUGAAAUUUUAAGAGAAUAUUUUUUCUGCCGAUCAAUGCAAUUUUUGCGUUUAUUAUUUUUAUUUUAAAAUGUAUUAUUAUGUGAGCUAUGACCUUUGAUACUUUUAUACAAUCACUAACAUAAUGAAAUACUAAAUACUAAACACUAAAAAAAUGAAAGAUAAAGGAUAUUGAUCCUUGAGAGUAACACCAACUCUUAAAUUGAUCCUCGAGAGUAACACCAACUCUUAAAUUGAUCCUCGAGAGUAACACCAACUCUUAAAUUGAUCCUCUAGAGUAACACCAACUCUUAAAUUGAUCCUCUAGAGUAACACCAACUCUUAAAUUAAUCCUCGAGAGUAACACCAACUCUUAAAUUGAUCCUCGAGAGUAACACCAACUCUUAAAUUGAUCAUCGAGAGUAACACCAACUCUUAAAUUGAUCCUCGAGAGUAACACCAACUCUUAAAUUGAUCCUCGAGAGUAACACCAACUCUUAAAUUGAUCAUCGAGAGUAACACCAACUCUUAAAUUGAUCCUCUAGAGUAACACCAACUCUUAAAUUGAUCGAGCUCUCAUUGUGGUUGAGAAUUUAACUAGAUCGAGAGUAACACCAACUCUUAAAUUGAUCCUCUAGAGUAACACCAACUCUUAAAUUGAUCCUCGAGAGUAACACCAACUCUUAAAUUGAUCCUCGAGAGUAACAUCAACUCUUAAAUUGAUCCUCGAGAGUAACACCAACUCUUAAAUUGAUCAUCGAGAAUAACACCAACUCUUAAAUUGAUCCCCUAGAGUAACACCAACUCUUAAAUUGAUCCUCUAGAGUAACACCAACUCUUAAAUUGAUCCUCGAGAGUAACACCAACUCUUAAAUUGAUCCUCGAGAGUAACACCAACUCUUAAAUUGAUCAUCGAGAGUAACACCAACUCUUAAAUUGAUCCCCUAGAGUAACACCAACUCUUAAAUUGAUCCUCGAGAGUAACAUCAACUCUUAAAUUGAUCCUCGAGAGUAACACCAACUCUUAAAUUGAUCAUCGAGAGUAACACCAACUCUUAAAUUGAUCCCCUAGAGUAACACCAACUCUUAAAUUGAUCCUCUAGAGUAACACCAACUCUUAAAUUGAUCCUCUAGAGUAACAUCAACUCUUAAAUUGAUCCUCGAGAGUAACACCAACUCUUAAAUUGAUCAUCGAGAGUAACACCAACUCUUAAAUUGAUCCUCUAGAGUAACACCAACUCUUAAAUUGAUCCUCGAGAGUAACACCAACUCUUAAAUUAAUCCUCUAGAGUAACACCAACUCUUAAAUUGAUCCUCGAGAGUAACACCAACUCUUAAAUUGAUCAUCGAGAGUAACACCAACUCUUAAAUUGAUCCCCUAGAGUAACACCAACUCUUAAAUUGAUCCUCUAGAGUAACACCAACUCUUAAAUUGAUCCUCUAGAGUAACAUCAACUCUUAAAUUGAUCCUCGAGAGUAACACCAACUCUUAAAUUGAUCAUCGAGAGUAACACCAACUCUUAAAUUGAUCCUCUAGAGUAACACCAACUCUUAAAUUGAUCCUCGAGAGUAACACCAACUCUUAAAUUGAUCCUCUAGAGUAACACCAACUCUUAAAUUGAUCCUCGAGAGUAACACCAACUCUUAAAUUGAUCCUCGAGAGUAACACCAACUCUUAAAUUGAUCCUCGAGAGUAACACCAACUCUUAAAUUGAUCCUCGAGAGUAACACCAACUCUUAAAUUGAUCCUCGAGAGUAACACCAACUCUUAAAUUGAUCCUCGAGAGUAACACCAACUCUUAAAUUGAUCCUCGAGAGUAACACCAACUCUUAAAUUAAUCCUCGAGAGUAACACCAACUCUUAAAUUGAUCCUCGAGAGUAACACCAACUCUUAAAUUGAUCCUCGAGAGUAACACCAACUCUUAAAUUGAUCCUCUAGAGUAACACCAACUCUUAAAUUGAUCCUCGAGAGUAACACCAACUCUUAAAUUGAUCCUCGAGAGUAACACCAACUCUUAAAUUGAUCCUCGAGAGUAACACCAACUCUUAAAUUGAUCCUCGAGAGUAACACCAACUCUUAAACACAAGCCGUAUUAAUAUUUUAACUCACAAACAAAAAUAUUAUUUUUUAACCAGCAAUCAGGCUGCUAUGUAAAUUUUGUUUUAAUGUGAAAAAGGCAAAGCAGAACCAAAUUAAUACUUAGAAUGGACUUCGAUAGCAACUGACAUUAUACAUUAAUUAUAGUUUUGAAUGUAAUAUAUGUAAAUAUUGAGGUAUCUGAUGAGUACUAUCGCCCCAGGACACAGGCAUGGGUUCAUUGGAAUAGUCAAGUAGUUAUUUAUGCAAAGCAGCUUGUUAUUUACAUUUUGAAAUAGUAUUUGUCAAGUGGCGUGUAAAGCACAUAUUAAGUCAAGGAGGGGGUGGAGAAAAGAAUUAAAAAGUGAAGGAGAACGUGACAUUCAUGCCAGGUGGUCAAUGACAUUCAUACCAUGUGUUAUCAGUGACAUUCAUGCUAUGUGUUAUCAGUGACAUUCAUGCCAUGUUGUGUCAGUGACAUUCAUGCCAGGUGGUGUCAAGGUCCUUUCGUCAGGUUUUCCCAUACCUCGUUUUUAACAAUGUUGCUUGCUGUCUCUCCCACAGCCCACCCCCCUUAUCAACUAUCAACUAAUAAUGACUACUGCUUCCACAUUAGAAUGACCAAUACUUCUACAUUAUAAUAAUUAAUGCUUCUACCUUGCAAUGACGAAAACUUCCACCUUAGAAUGACCAAUACUUCUACAUUAUAAUAAUUAAUGCUUCUACCUUGCAAUGACGAAAAUUUCCACCUUAGAAUGACCAAUACUUCUACAUUAUAAUAAUUAAUGCUUCUACCUUGCAAUGACGAAAACUUCCACCUUAGAAUGACCAAUACUUCAACAUUAUAAUAAUUAAUGCUUCUACCUUGCAAUGACGAAAACUUCCACCUUAGAAUGACCAAACAUUAUCCUUUAAAAUGACCAAUUAUCCUACCUUAGCGUGAUCAAAACUUCUACCUUAACACGACCAAUACUUCUACCUUACAAUGACUAAUAAAUCUACUUUUGAAUGACCAAUACCUCUACCUUAGAAUGACCAAUACUUCUACCUUACAUUGACCAAAACAUUAUACCUUAAAAUGAUCAAUACUUGUCAGUUAGAGUGACCAAUACAUCUACCUUAGAAUGACCACCACUGCACGGGUAAAUUUACAAAAACACAUCACCCACAUUUUUUAGGCAGAGUUACGAACGGAGUAGGAAAGACAUCUUCCACAAGUUGUCCUAUAUUCUCUAGUUUUCCUUUUGUCAAACCUAUUCUCUACUUUGAUUUUUUUCAAACCAAUUCUCUAGUUUUCCUCUUGUUAAACCCAUUUCCUUGUUUUCCUUUAUUCAAACCAAUUCUCUAGUUUUCCUCUUGUUAAACCCAUUUCCUUGUUUUCCUUUAUUCAAACCAAUUCUCUAGUUUUCCUCUUGUUAAACCCAUUUCCUUGUUUUCCUUUAUUCAAACCAAUUCUCUAGUUUUCCUCUUGUUAAACCCAUUUCCUUGUUUUCCUUUAUUCAAACCAAUUCUCUAGUUUUUCUUUUUAUCUAAAUCCAUUCUCUAGGAACGUGGCCUUUCAAGUCUGUUGUACCAACGUGGAGACGAGUCUUUCAGCAUUCGACCAUGUCUAUCACAUCCGUGUUCACGAGCCGUCAGACAGUGCCUCCAUUAAAACAACUCUUAACAAGGUCAGUCUAAAUAUAGCAACACAAAGGUAUGUCUAAAUAUAGCAACUCAUAGGUCAAUCCAAAUAUAGUGACACAUUCAUUGGUGAUCACUUACCAUUUGUUUCUGUAAGGUCUUAAUCGCUUAAUAUUACCAAUAAUUCCAUAACCACUAACUCACAGCCCAUUGGUCGCGAUCCCAAAUAAGGGUAAAAAGGUUGGAAAAGGGGGGGGGGGGCUGUUCUAGAGGGUUGCGACUACAACAGUUCAAGAAAUAAUUAAUAAAUACACAUUGAUAAUUAAUCAGUGUUUAAAAAAGUUGUUGCACUUUGAUUAUAAUUAAAUUUGAAAUAUCAAUUUCCCAUGGAUCUUAAAUCAGUUUUCUUGAUGUGUUUCUUUUUUAAUGUAUCCGGUGCACAGGUAACUUGUCUAACAGACAGCUCUCAUAACAAAUUGCGCUAAGGGCACGUUAUGGUAUUCCAUCUAGACAUCAACCUUAAGCCACAUGAUGCGAUUCUCUCUAGCCACCAAACUAAAGUCAUAUUAUGGUAUUCUCUCUAGCCAACAAACUUAAGUCACAUGAUAGUAUUCUCUCUAGCCAUUAACCUAAAGUCACAUGAUGCUAUUCUCUCUAGCCAGCAACCUAAAGUCACAUGAUGCUAUUCUCUCUAGCCAGCAACAUAAAGUCACAUGAUGCCAUUCUCUCUAGCCACCAACCUAAAGUCACAUGAUGCUAUUCUCUCUAGCCACCAAACAAAAGUCACGUGAUUCUAUUGCCUCUAACCACCAACCUAAAGUCACAUGAUGCUAUUCUCUCUAGCCACAAACCUAAAGUCACAUGAUGCUAUUCUCUCUAGCCCCCAACCUAAAGUCACAUGAUGCUAUUCUCUCUAGAAGGAAACCUAAAGUCACAUGAUGCUAUUCUCUCUAGCCAUCAACCUAAAGUCAAAUGAUGCUAUUCUCUCUAGUCAAAAACCUAAAGUUACAUGAUACUAUUCUCUCUAGCCACUAACUUAAAGUCACAUGAUGCCAUUCUCUCUAGCCACCAACCUAAAGUGACAUGAUGCUAUUCUCUCUAGCCACCAACCUAAAGUCACGUGAUUCUAUUCCCUCUAGCCAUUAACUUAAAGUCACAUGAUGCUAUUCUCUCUAGCCACCAACCUAAAGUCACAUGAUGCUAUUCUCUCUAGCCACUAACUUAAAGUCACAUGAUGCUAUUCUCUCUAGCCAGCAAUCUAAAGUCACAGGAUGCUAUUCUCUCUAGCCACCAAACUUAAGUCAUAUUAUGGUAUUCUCUCUAGCCAACAAACUUAAGUCACAUGAUAGUAUUCUCUCUAGCCAUUAACCUAAAGUCACAUGAUGCUAUUCUCUCUAGCCAGCAACCUAAAGUCACACGUAGCUAUUCUCUCUAGCCACCAACCUAAAGUCACAAGAUGCUAAUCUCUCUAGCCACCAACCUAAAGUCACAUGAUGCUAUUCUCUCUAGCCACUAACCUAAAGUCACAUGAUGCUAUUCUCUCUAGCCAGCAACCUAAAGUCACAUGAUGCUAUUCUCUCUAGCCACCAACCUAAAGUCAAAUGAUGCUAUUCUCUCUAGCCACCAACAUAAAGUCACAUGACGUUCUUCUCUCUAGCCACCAACUCAAAGUCACAUGUAGCUAUUCUCUCUAGUCACCAACCUAAAGUCACAUGAUGCUAUUCUCUCUAGCCAUUAACCUAAAGUCACAUGAUGCUAUUCUCUCUAGCCACCAACCUAAAGUCAAAUGAUGCUAUUCUCUCUAGCCACCAACAUAAAGUCACUUGACGUUCUUCUCUCUAGCCACCAACUUAAAGUCACAUGUAGCUAUUCUCUCUAGCCACCAACCUAAAGUCACAUGAUGCUAUUCUCUCUAGCCACUAACCUAAAGUCAAAUGAUGCUAUUCUCUCUAGCCACCAACCUAAAGUCACAUGAUGCCAUUCUCUCUAGCCAGCAACCUAAAGUCACAUGAUGCUAUUCUCUCUAGCCACUAACCAAAAUUAACAUGAUGCUAUUCUCUCUAGCCACUAACCUAAAGUCACAUGAUGCUAUUCUCUCUAGGCACUAACAUAAAGUCACAUGAUGCUAUUCUUUCUAGCCACUAACCUAAAUUCAAAUGAUGCUAUUCUCUCUAGCCAGCAACAUAAAGUCACAUGAUGCCAUUCUCUCUAGCCACCAACCUAAAGUCACAUGAUGCUAUUGUCUCUAGCCACCAACCUAAAGUCACGUGAUUCUAUUCCCUGUAGCCACAAACCUAAAGUCACAUGAUGCUAUUCUCUCUAGCCACCAACCUAAAGUCACAUGAUGCUAUUCUCUCUAGCCACCAACCUAAAGUCACAUGAUGCUAUUCUCUCUAGCCAGAAACCUAAAGUCACAUGAUGGUAUUCUCUCUAGCCAUCAACCUAAAGUCACAUGAUGCUAUUCUCUAGUCACUAACCUAAAGUUACAUGAUACUCUUCUCUCUAGCCACUAACUUAAAGUCACAUGAUGCCAUUCUCUCUAGCCACCAACCUAAAGUCACAUGAUUCUAUUCUCUCUAGCCACCAACCUAAAGUCACAUGAUGCUAUUCUCUCUAGCCAGAAACCUAAAGUCACAUGAUGCUAUUCUCUCUAGCCAUCAACCUAAAGUCACAUGAUUCUAUUCCCUCUAGCCAGCAACCUAAAGUCACAUGAUGCUAUUCUCUCUAGCCACCAACCUAAAGUCAUAUGAUGCUAUUCUCUCUAGCCACCAACCUAAAGUCACAUGAUGCUAUUCCCUCUAGCCAUUAACUUAAAGUCACAUGAUGGUAUUCCCUCUAGCCAGCAACCUAAAGUCACAUGAUGCUAUUCUCUCUAGCCACUAACUUAAAAUCGAAUGAUGCUAUUCUCUCUAGCCACAAACCUAAAGUCACAUGAUGCUAUUCUCUCUAGCCACUAAACUAAAGUCACAUGAUGCUAUUCUCUCUAGCCGCUAAACUAAAUUCACAUGAUGCUAUUCUCUCUAGCAACCAACCUAAGGUCACUUGAUGCUAUUCUCUCUAGCCACCAACCUAAAGUCACAUGAUUGUAUUCUCUCUAGCCAUUUACCUAAAGUCACAUGAUGCUAUUCUCUCUAACCAUUAACUUAAAGUCAAAUGAUGCUAUUCUCUCUAGUCAUUAACCUAAAGUCACAUGAUGCUAUUCUCUCUAGUCACUAACCUAAAGUCACAUGAUGCUAUUCUCUCUAGCCAGCAACCUAAAGUCACAUGAUGCUAUUCUCUAUAGCCGCUAACCUAAAGACACAUGAGGCUAUUCUCUCUAGCCACCAACCUAAAGUCACAUGAUGCUAUUCUCUCUAGCCAACAACCUAAAGUCACAUGAUGCUAUUCUCUUUAGCUAGCAACCUAAAGUCACAUGAUGCUAUUCUCUCUAGCCAGCAACCUAAAGUCACAUGAUGCUAUUCUCUCUAGCCACCAACCUAAAGUCACAUGAUGUUAUUCUCUCUAGCCACUAACUUAAAGUCACAUGAUGGUAUUCUCUCUAGCCACCAACCUAAAGUCACAUGAUGCUAUUCUCUCUAGCCAGCAACCUAAAGUCUCAUGAUGCUAUUCUCUCUAGCCACUAAUCUAAAGUCACAUGAUGCUAUUCUCUCUAGCCACUAACCUAAAGUCACAUGAUGCUAUUCUCUCUAGCCAAUAACCUAAAGUCACAUGAUGCUAUUCUCUCUAGCCACCAACCUAAAGUCACAUGAUGCUAUUCUCUCUAGCCCCCAACCUAAAGCCACAUGAUGCUAUUCUUUCUAGCCACAAACCUAAAGUCACAUGAUUCUAUUCCCUCUAGCCACCAACCUAAAGUCACAUAUUGCUAUUCCCUCUAGCCAUUAACCUAAAGUCACGUGAUGCUAUUCUCUUUAGACACUAACCGAAAGUCACGUGAUUCUAUUCCCUCUAGCCAUUAACCUAAAGUCACUGAUGCUAUUCCCUCUAGACACUAACCUAAAGUCACGUGAUGCUAUUGUCUAUAGCCAUUAUCCUAAAGUCACAUGAUGCUAUUCUCUCUAGCCAUUAACCUAAAGUCACAUGAUGGUAUUUCCUCUAGACACUAACCUCAAGUCACGUGAUGCUAUUCCCUCCAACCACCUAGGUAAAGGAACAUGUGAGUAGACAGGCAGAGGUGAAAUCGCUCUACAUUUUCUUUUUUUUUUUUGGAAUGUUUCUCUCAAGUUUUAUUUCUGAUUGUUGGAUAUCGUUGCAAAUGAAAGUCUCCUUGACGUAUGCAUAUAAUUAAUUUCGAAAAUAACUAAGAAUUAGUUGACUUAUUCUGUGUUUUACAUUCGAUAUAAUUAAUAUAAAAGAACUGUCAACGCUAAUAACAGAUACUUCCGGUUCACUGGUCACUUGAACAAGAAGCAGUGAAAUAUCUCCACAUAUUCUCAAUUUUGGACUGUUUCUCUCCAAUUUGUUAUUCCUGGAUAUUUGAGUAUUGUUUUGCAGCUAAACUUCUCAAUCAUAACAAUCAAACAGAGUAUCGUGGAUAAAGAAAUAGGACCACAUCACCCAGUUCUGCGAGAUCUCAUCAGCUGUACAAAAGGAUUAGACUUAAGAGCACCAGAGCUAUACCGUAUCUCUGAAAUCCUGCAGGAAUGUCAAUUGCUGCCACAUUAUUAGGAACAGAUGGUGGGGCCUUGCAGAACUGCAGCCCAUUCUUUGCAUAAUUCAGCUGGGAGGGAGUCUACACUUGGAGCUUUGCCAUGACUUGAGGUCAUGCGUAUUUCUUCUAGUGUCUUGAUCAAGGAAGGGCGACCAAUCUCACUGAGUCUAUUCUCUUCCAAAGUUUCCUGACAAAGGCGUUGCCUCAAUCUCAAAGUCUGAGAAUCCAUCGAUAUGAUUUAGUGGGCUUCGAGCCUUUUGGGAUGAAGCGUGAUUUUCGAAUAAACUUUAUUUCUAUGAUUAUUCUCUCUAGCCACCAACAUAUAGUCACAUUUUGCUAUUCCCUCUAGCCACCUAGGUAAAGGAACAUUAUAGUAUUCCCUCUAGCCACCUAGGUAAAGGAACAUGAUAGUAUUCCCUCUAGCCACCUAGGUAAAGGAACAUGAUAGUAUUACCUCUAGCCACCUAGGUAAAGGAACAUGAUAGUAUUACCUCUAGCCACCUAGGUAAAGGAACAUGAUAGUAUUCCCUCUAGCCACCUAGGUAAAGGAACAUGAUAGUAUUCCCUCUAGCCACCUAGGUAAAGGAACAUGAUAGUAUUCCCUCUAGCCACCUAGGUAAAGGAACAUGAUAGUAUUACCUCUAGCCACCUAGGUAAAGGAACAUGAUAGUAUUCCCGCUAUUCUCUCUAGCCACCAACCUCAAGUAAAUCAAAUUGCACUUUUCUUAUUUUAAGGUUCAAAUAAAAGAAAUGACUAUGUAUUAAUUGAAUUAAAAUACAUUCUUUUUUCCCCAAUGGUAUAUUAAGAAAGUUUAAAUAUAUCCUUUAUAUUUGAGUUCAUGCCCAUUAAAAAAAUGUCGUCAGGCCAAGGACUCUUUUAUUCUUUGAAAUUGACUCCCACAGAAAUUGUAAUUGUUCAUUGUCCUUGCAAAUUACACUCAGACCUAUUGACAUAAAUAAUAACCAUCGUACCAUGAACUGACAUGACAAUUUGCAUAUUAUUACCUACUGAAAUGACAUAUUACCAUUUAAUCACCUAUUGCCAUCUCAUAGUACCAUUUAAUCACCAGUUCACAUGUUUCCUCAAUUGAUCAGGCACAAUGUGCUUACCUCUGUUUCGAUGCCAGCUGUCCUGCAACAUUUAACAGUGUCAGGCAGAUAUGGAACCGGCAUGUCAGAAAUAACAAGAAUAAUGUGAUCCUUAUUAUAGUAGGUGAGUAGACGUAACAGGACAUUGUAGUAGGUGUGUAGACGUAAGAGGACAUUGUAGUAGGUGAGUAGACGUUAGAGUACAUUGUAGUUGGUGAGUAAACGUAACAUGCCAUUGUAGUAGGUGAGUAGGCGUAAGAGGACAUUGUAGUAGGUGAGUAGACGUAACAGGACAUUGUAGUAGGUGAGUAGACGUAACAGGAAAUUGUAGUAGGUGGGUAGAUGUAACAGGACAUUGUAGUAGGUGAGUAGACGUAACAGGACAUUGUAGUAGGUGGGUAGACGUAACAGGACAUUGUAGUAGGUGGGUAGACGUAAUAGGACAUUGUAGUAGGUAGGUAGACGUAACAGGACAUUGUAGUAGGUGAGUAGACGUAACAGGAAAUUGUAGUAGGUGGGUAGACGUAACAGGACAUUGUAGUAGGUGAGUAGACGUAAGAGGACAUUGUAGUAGGUGAGUAGACGUAACAGGACAUUGUAGUAUGUGAGUAGAUGUAACAGGACAUUGUAGUAGGUAAGUAGACGUAAGAGGACAUUGUAGUAGGUGAGUAGACGUAACAGGAAAUUGUAGUAGGUGGGUAGACGUAACAGGACAUUGUAGUAGGUGAGUAGAUGUAAGAGGACAUUGUAGUAGGUGAGUAGACGUAACAGGACAUUGUAGUAUGUGAGUAGAUGUAACAGGACAUUGUAGUAGGUAAGUAGACGUAACAGGACAUUGUAGUAGGUGGGUAGACGUAACAGGACAUUGUAGUAGGUGAGUAGACGUAACAGAUCAGAGGUAAAAGUGUCUCACAUGUAUGUCUAAGGUUGACCAGGAUAUCAAAGGUUUUGUUUUGAAGUUUGUCCUGCUUGACGUGAGCUGACACAGGGGGUCACGAAGGUUCAAAUAUUUGAUUGGAUCAUUGAGGCACUUUGUUCUGUUUCUUGUUCUGUUUCUUGUUAUGGUAGGGUACAUUGCUGCAUACACGUACUGGCAUAUGUGCAACUGUUGGGGAAGCGAUGCUGCUAUCCUAACGGCUCCUAGCAGAUGCCAGGUCUGCCUUGAAGCUCUCGAUUGUCGUCCAGUCCACGGAGGCAUUGUCCAGAGGGUUCCAAGCGAUUAUUGUUCGUGGGAAGAAGGAUAGUUUAUAAUUAACUAGUGUAAAAAAGGAAAAUUAGAGAUAAUUUCAUGGAUUCAAGAAGACAGAAUAGAUAUUUUCAUGGUUGUCAAGAUGGAACAUUGGUAAUUUCAUGGGUCAAGAAGCCACAUUAGGUCAUUUAAUAGGAUUAAGAAGGCAAAUUAUGUCAUUUUAGCGGGUCAGUAGGCACAUUAGAUCAUUUCAGGGAGUCACGAAGGUACAUUAGAUCAUUUCAGUAAGUCAGGAAGGCUCAUUUGUUCAAAAGUAAGAAGCUGCAGUAGCUAUUUGAAAGAGAUGCAGUAACUAUUUGAUAUAGAUGUAGUAACUAUUUGAUAUAGAUGUAGUAACUAUUUGAUAUAGAUGUAGUAACUAUUUGAUAUAGAUGUAGUAACUAUUUGAUAUAGAUGUAGUAACUAUUUGAUAUAGAUGCGGUAAUUAUUUGAAUUAAAAAAGACUACAAUUGCCGCGCUCUGUUAUUGACACCAUAAUGUGAUAAGGCUGGUACAAUUGGUGUGUACCCAAACGUUAUGGAAAGUCUGUAGCUUUGAAAACAAAUUAAGAAGGGGACAGGGUGACUGAGGCCUCUAAUAGCGGAAAUAGUCACCCAGUUGGGUGGCAACUUUAUAGACUUCAAUCUCUGUGCUUAUGGUUUACGUCUCGUUUCUGUGAUUAACGCGUAUAUCCCAAUGACAUAUCUGUGCUAGAACGUAUGUGGUAUAUCUAUAUAACAUAUAUGUGCUAAAAUUUAUGGCGUAUAUCCCAAUAACAUCUAUGUGCUAGAGCUUAUGGGGUAUAUGUCAAUUACAUCUCUGUGCUAGAACUUAUGGGGAUAUCUCAAUAACAUUUCUGUGCUAGAUCUUAUGGCGUAUCCCAAUAACAUCUCUGCGCUAGAACUUAUGGGGUAUAUCUCAAUUACAUUUCUGUGCUAGAACUUAUGGAGUAUGUCCCAAUUCCAUCUCAACACUAGAAAUUAUGGGGUAUGUCCCAAUUCAAUACUUCACUAGAACUUAUGGGGUAUAUCUCAAUUACAUCUCUGUGCUAGAACUUUUGGGGUAUGUACCAAUUCCAUCUCAACACUAGAAAUUAUGGGGUAUGUCCCAAUUCAAUACUUCACUAGAACUUAUGGGGUAUGUUCCAAUUAAAUCUCUACACUAGAACUUAUGGGGUAUAUCCCAAAUCAAUCUCGACACUAGAACUUAUGGGGUGUAUCCCAAUUCAAUCUCUACACUAAAACUUAUUGGGUAUGUCCCAAUUCAAUCUCUCCACUAGAACUUAUGGGGUAUGUCCCAAUUCAAUCUCUACACUAGAACUAAUGGGGUAUGUCCCAAGUCAAUCUCUACACUAGAACUUAUGGGGUAUAAUCCCAAUUCAAUCUCUACACUACAAAUUAUGGGGCAUAUCCCAAUUCAAUCUCUGCACUAGAACUUAUGGGAUGUGUCCCAAUUCAAUAUCUACACUAGAACUUAUGGGGUAUGUCCCAAUUCAAUCUCUACACUACAAAUUAUGGGGUAUAUCCCAAUUCAAUCUCUACACUAGAACUUAGGAGUGUGUCCCAAUUCAAUCUCUACACUAGAACUUAUGGGGUAUGUCCCAAUUCAAUCUCUACACUAGAACUUAUGGGGUGUGUCCCAAUUCAAUCUCUACACUUGAACUUAUGGGGUGUGUCCCAAUUCAAUCUCUACACUAGAACUUAUGGGGUAUGUCCAAACAACAUUUCAAUACUAGAAUGUAUGGCGUAUGUCCUUAAAACACCUCUACACUAGAACUUAUUGGAUAUAUCAUAAUCACAUCUCUUUGCUACAACCUCUGGGGUAUAUCUCAAUUACAUCUCUGUGCUAGAACCCAUGGGGUAUGUCCAAAUUAAUCUACAUAAGCUGGUAUGUGUCGGCAAUAUUAGAUAUAACUAUGUACGUGUCGGAAUGUUAGAUGUAACCAUGUACGUGUCGGAAAUGUUAGAUGUAACUAUGUACAUGUCGGCAAUGUUAGAUGUAGCUAUGUACAUGUCGGCAAUGUUAGAUGUAACUAUGUACAUGUCGGCAAUGUUAGAUGUAACCAUGUACGUGUCGGCAAUGUUAGAUGUAACUAUGUACAUGUCGGCAAUGUUAGAUGUAACUAUGUACAUGUCGGCAAUGUUAGAUGUAACUAUGUACAUGUCGGCAAUGUUAGAUGUAACUAUGUACAUGUCGGCAAUGUUAGAUGUAACUAUGUACAUGUCGGCAAUGUUAGAUGUAACUAUGUACAUGUCGGCAAUGUUAGAUGUAACUAUGUACAUGUCGGCAAUGUUAGAUGUAACUAUGUACGUGUCGGCAAUGUUAGAUGUAACUAUGUACAUGUCGGCAAUGUUAGAUGUAACUAUGUACAUGUCGGCAAUGUUAGAUGUAACUAUGUACAUGUCGGCAAUGUUAGAUGUAAGAUUUAAAUUUCUCCAUCAGAAACGAAAUGUAAAGCCCUAACCCGCAUCACAGUUUCCUGUUGUUUUUAGUGCGAAAAAAGUCAACACCUGUGAGAACCUCUGACCCACAUUUGUAGCUUUCUAGAAGCUUCGACAUCUUUUUAAUCUUAUGUCAUAACAUGAGAGGACGAUGAUAGACAAUCAUAAACAAUCAUAAACAAUCAUAAACAAUGAUAAACAAUGAUAAACAAUCAUAACACGCAUAGAAACAUAAGGAACGUGAAAAGGACAUUUAUUUAAUCUUAAAGCCCUUAUUUUAAAAAAUUAAACUUUCUAAAAUAAGAAGCUUCAACAAACUUUAAAAAAGAUCGUGGCGAAAUUCUCAGGAGAGUUUUUAAAUCUUUCCAACGAAAAUAAAUGCUCGAUAAACUUUUCAAUCUUACUGGCAUUGUCAUAAUCUUUACAUCUAGAUCGAACAAUAUAAGACAUGAUGGAAAAUGUAUAUUUUUAUAAAACUUUAAAAUCAUUUGUAAAAAAUGAAUCUUCUUUAUGUAGUCAUUAUUUCAAGGAUACCCUCUAACUCCUAAAUCUGUGGUUUUCAAUUCAAGUUCAAAAAGGUACCGUAGGGAACAUGUCCUAUAAUGUGAUGUUUUAAUUAUCACUAAAUUGGGGACAUGUCCUACAAUGUGAUGUAUUAAUUAUCGCUAAUUUGGGGACAUGUUCUAUAAUGUGAUGUAUUAAUUAUCGCUUAUUUGGGGACAUGUUCUAAAAUUUGAUGUAUUAAUUAUCGCUAAUUUGGGGACAUGUUCUAUAAUGUGAUGUAUUAAUUAUCGCUAAUUUGGGGACAUGUUCUAUAAUGUGAUGUAUUAAUUAUCGCUAAUUUGGGGUCCCUGAAUAAUUAUUCAUCAGAUAAACUCCCAAGUUAAAAUUUAAAAGUUGUCUCAUUAAAAUAUGUUGAAAAUUGUAAGAGAUAUAGUGAAUAUAAGGACAAUGUAAGAGAUAUAUAGUGAAUAAUUUGGGGACAUGUUCUAUAAUGUGAUGGCCUCACAAUGAAAUGAGUGUCAAUGGUCUCACAAUGAAAUGAGUGUCAAUGGUCUCACAAUGAAUUGAGUGUCAAUGGUCUCACAAUGAAAUGAGUGUCAAUGUCCUCAAAAUGAAAUGAGUGUCGAUUGCCUCACAAUGAAAUGAAUGUCAAUGACCUCACAAUGAAAUGAGUGUCAAUGGCCUCAAAAUGAAAUGAGUGUCAAUGGCUUCACAAUGAAAUGAGUGUCAAUGACCUCACAAUGAAAUGAGUGUCAAUGGCUUCACAAUGAAAUGAGUGUCAAUGGCCUCACAUUGAAAUGAGUGUCAAUGGCCUCACAAUGAAAUGAGUGUCAAUGGCCUCACAAUGAAAUGAGUGUCAAUGACCUCACAAUGAUAUGAGUGUCAAUUGCCUAACGACAGUUGUGAAAAUGAUGAGUUCAAAGCCCUCCAGUUUUCAAAUAAAGAUUUUUCAAGUGCUGUUGUACCAAGUUUUGUCUAGAUCUAUUCAUUAAGUAGCAUUUUAAUUACGUUUAAUUAUGUUGUUUAUGUAGCUCAUAUAAGAAAAAAACAACACCUAAUCUUUCAUCUUGUUAGGUUGGAUAACAAACAAAAUGUAUUUAAACACAAAAAAAAGUUGAAGAAGGGGAUCCCCCCCCCCCCCCCCCCCCCCCCCCCUCCACAACAACAAUUAAAAGAGUUAACGAUAUGUAUUGUAUCAAGUUUGCUCCAGAUGCAAGUAUUUACUUGUAAUAAUGUCAUAUUGACCUAAGCCGUGGUGUAAGCACAUAGCUGUGGUCAUUUUGACCAAAAACUUGAUGUAAGCCUUUAGCUUUGGUCAUUAUAAGGAAAUACAUUAUAGAAUCUCAUUCAAUCAGUUGAAACUUAAAAUCUGAUUUUGAAACAUUUGAAGAAAAUUAUAGAAAUGUGUAGGAACACAAGAAACAAAAUAAGGAAAUCUUUAAGACGUCCAACUCAAUAUCUGAUGUCAUUCAAAAAUAUACCUAGACUCACCUAUUGCUUUUGAAAUUUAAGCAUCUUUCACUGAAUGUGCAAACUGUAAAUAAUUUUAUGUAAAAUUAUAAAUCUGCAAUAGAUUGAAACUGUUGCGCGUGUAACAAAUGACGUCAUUGAGACAUGGCUAGCCUCAUAAAAUGCACCGAACCAGGGAGUGACGCAGUUUUACAAAAUGAUGUUUUUGGGGCUGAGAAAAAAAUUGACGAUUCUCUUUUUCCCCCUGUUACGUACUGAUAGGAUGUGUUGAGAACGUAAUCUCCUAUUUUACUCUAUCGAUCGUGUCAAACAGUCCAUAACAAAAGGUGAUACCAUAACUAAAUACAGUAAUAAAAAAACGAUACUCAAAGAAGGGUUACCUACAAAUAAUAAUUUAGUAAGUUAAUUUAAAAAUUACAAAACCAAAUAGAAUAAAACUAAGGCUGUUCCCUUACAUUACAGCAAUAAACUUGUACCGGUAAAAUGUUUUAAGGUACCACGCAUACACAGUAAAUGUAGUGUACACUAUCUACGGUCAGUACGGUAUGUCAAUCUAACAAUCUUGAUUCGAAGUCGCAGGCUCUGUUUGUCUUGCAGCCUCUCUCUUGCUCACACCGCUCCCUAUGUCCAUGGACUUAUUUAUAGUCUUUCGUAGAGACUUUCUCCAGAAGGGGGUUACACCAGUGUUUCGGUAUCUUGACCUGCCUCGUAAGUUCUAAGGAAUCUCAUUCUUAAGACUAGGUUUUCACGUAGUCGAGGUCAAGGGAAACUAUUUAUAAUUCAACCACGCCAAUUGUGUUGCUAAAGUGGCAUGCAUGAGAACACAAACAAUGAUGUUAACACAAUGUAAACAAAGCCUACUUCGACGGCAACACCCUUACACAUCUACUUUAUAAUGAUAUUGGGAAUACAAAUUAAUGAACGGAGUGUAAGCUUUUAGGUACCCAAACUGAAGCUUUAAGCACGCCCUGGAUUUAUGCGAUUAUUCUAAGGAUGUAUUUCUGUUUGAAAAUCACAAAGAAUAAAUAUUUAUUUAAAAUUUGCUCACCAAAAAGAAGUUCAUGAUAAACCUUCCAUUAAUACAUGUUUGAAAGUUCACCAUUCUGAAUACAAGUUUCUUUUAAACAUGCGUACUUCGGAACCAUAAGAAAACUCUCAUUUUUACUCUUAACCCUCUAUAUUUUACGAUAGUUUACAACAUUUGACAUCAGGUGAUUAUGAUCCAACUUUCUAGGAAGUCUCUGUUGGUCAGGAGGAAUGACCAGGUCAAAGUUGGUUGCAAUCCAUUGUUUGGUUUCCCUGUGAUGGAUAGGACCAUUGACUGACAGAUCGUAGCCACACAGAGCUUUAUACAGUAGAUACAUAGUUCAGGGGAGGGCACUUUUAAAGUAGUUCAUGUUUAAAUUGAGUUAUCAAAGAUGACAGUACUUUCAUUAAAGGACAUAGUCAAUAAUUUAUUUAAUAGGUAACGCCUUUGUAUGUGUAUUAAUGUGUUAAACACUUAGUUAUUGUAAUUACAAAGAUACAUAACAUUCUAUUCAACACCUGGGCAGGAGGUGACGGCAUCAAUUAAAAUUAUUUUGCAGGUCUCAAACAUGAUCUUGCUUGUGACGCAGGUACACAUCAACUGCUGACGUCAGAGGGCUUGCAGCCUAUCACUUUGGAACAGGGGCAGAUGUUGUCACGUGAUUUAAAGGCUUCCGGUUAUGUGGAAGUUUCAUCUUUAAGAUAUAUGGGCAUACAGACCGUGAGUUGAAUUUCCUUUUGCUCUUUUUUUAUUGAUUAAAAAAAAACAACUUGCGUCUGGUAUAUUGUUGGUCUUCUGACGUCGUACAGAUAACUACAAAGAAAAGUUAUGUGUCACACAAGUUAUUGAUUCAUUUCGAAACGAAUGUUUGAAAGAAGGUUUCAACAAAUCGUUUAACUUAUAGGGUCUACCUGCUUUUUCACCAACACACCUCCUCUUACCACACAAAUCUUUUCCCCAUCACACCUCCUCUUACCACACACAUAUUUUACCCACCACACCUCCACUUACCACACCAAUCUUUUACCCACCACACCUCCUCUUACCACACCAAACUUUUACCCACCACACCUCCUCUUACCACACCAAACUUUUACCCACCACACCUCCUCUUACCACACCAAACUUUUACCCACCACACCUCCUCUUACCACACCAAACUUUUACCCACCACACCUCCACUUACCACACCAAACUUUUACCCACCACACCUCCACUUACCACACCAAACUUUUACCCACCACACCUCCUCUUACCCCACCAAACUUUCACCCACCACACCUCCUCCUACCCCACCAAACUCUUACCCACCACACCUCUCCCACCACACCUCCUCUUACCUCACCAAACUUUUACCCACCACACCUCCUCUUACCACACCAAUCUUUUACCCACCACACCUCCUCUUACCACACCAAACUUUUACCCACCACACCUCCUCUUACCACACCAAUCUUUUACCCACCACACCUCCUCUUACCCCACCAAUCUUUUACCCACCACACCUCCUCUUACCACACCAAUCUUUUACCCACCACACCUCCUCUUACCCCACCAAACUUUUACCCACCACACCUCCUCUUACCACACCAAACUUUUACCCACCACACCUCUUCUUACCACACCAAACUUUUAACCGCCACACCCCCUCUUACCCAACCAAACUUUUACCCACCACACCUCCUCUUACCACACCAAACUCUUACCCACCACACCUCCACUUACCACACCAAUCUUUUACCCACCACGCCACCUCUUACCACACAAAACUUUUACCCACCACACCUCCUCUUACCACACCAAACUUUUACCCACCACACCUCCUCUUACCAAAGAAAACUUUUACCCACCACAUCUCCUCUUACCCCACCAAACUUUUACCCACCACACCUCCUCUUACCACACCAAACUUUUACCCACCACACCUCCUCUUACCACACCAAACUUUUAUCCACCACAUCUCCUCUUACCCCACCAAACUUUUACCCACCACACCUCCACUUACCACACCAAACUUUUAUCCACCACACCUCCACUUACCACACCAAACUUUUACCCACCACACCUCCACUUACCACACCAAACUUUUACCCACCACACCUCCUCCUACCACACCAAACUUUUACCCACCACAUCUCCUCUUACCACACCAAACUUUUACCCACCUUACCUCCUCUUACCCCAACAAAAUUUUACCCACCACACCUCCUCUUACCACACCAAACUUUUAUCCACCACACCUCCACUUACCACACCAAACUUUUACCCACCACACCUCCACUUACCACACCAAACUUUUAUCCACCACACCUCCUCUUACCACACCAAACUUUUACCCACCACACCUCCACUUACCACACCAAACUUGUAUCCACCACACCUCCACUUACCACACCAAACUUUUACCCACCACACCUCCUCUUACCACACCAAACUUUUAUCCACCACACCUCCACUUACCACACCAAACUUUUACCCACCUUACCUCCUCUUACCCCAACAAAAUUUUACCCACCACACCUCCUCUUACCACACCAAACUUUUACCCACCACACCUCCUCUUACCACACCAAACUUUUACCCACGACACCUCCUCUUACCACACCAAACUUUUAUCCACCACACCUCCUCUUACCACACCAAACUUUUACCCACCACACCUCCACUUAACACACCAAACUUUUAUCCACCACACCUCCACUUACCACACCAAACUUUUACCCACCACAACUCCUCUUACCACACCAAUCUUUUACCCACCACACCUCCUCUUACAACACCAAACUUUUACCCACCACACCUCCUCUUACCAAAGAAAACUUUUACCCACCACACCUCCACUUACCACACCAAACUUUUACCCACCACACCUCCUCUUACCACACCAAACUUUUACCCACCACACCUCCACUUAUCACACCAAACUUUUACCCACCACACCUCCACUUACCACACCAAACUUUUACCCACCACACCUCCUCUUACCCCACCAAAAUUUUACCCACCACACCUCCUCUUACCACACCAAACUUUUACCCACCACACCUCCACUUACCACACCAAACUUUCACCCACCACAUCUCCUCUUACCCCACCAAACUUUUACCCACCACACCUUCUCUUACCUCACCAAAAUUUUACCCACCACACCUCCUCUUACCACACCAAACUUUUACCCACCACACCUCCUCUUACCACACCAAACUUUUAUCCACCACAUCUCCUCUUACCCCACCAAACUUUUACCCACCACACCUCCUCUUUUUCAAAACCACAUUAAUUUUGAUCGUCCACUGGUAUCAGCCACUGGUAUCAGCCACUGGUAUCCAGGAUUCUUUGUUAAGGACUCACUUGAAACUUCGGACACUGACUGAUAGCUUUGUUUAGUUUGUAAACAAUGUUUACUUUAUUUCUACUUAUAAUUCAAUAUUUGUUUCAGUUGAAAGAAACAACAGUUUUUGAGUUUGUGGCUAACAGCAAUUUGAAGGAGAAGAAACGCUGUACAGUAAUGUAGUCCGUGUGCCCAACAGCAAGUUGAAGGACAAGAAACACUGUACAGUAAUGUAGUCCGUGUGGCCAACAGCACGUUGAAGGAGAAGAAAGCUGUACAGUAAUGUAGUCCGUGUGGCCAACAGCAAGUUUAAGGAGAAGAAACACUGUACAGUAAUGUAGUCCGUGUGGCCAACAGCAAGUUGAAAGAGAAGAAACGCUGUACAGUAAUGUAGUACGUGUGGCCAACAGCACGUUGAAGGAGAAGAAACGCUGUACAGUAAUGUAGUCUGUGUGGCCAACAGCAAGUUGAAGGAGAAGAAACACUGUACAGUAAUGUAGUCCGUGUGGCCAACAGCAAGUUGAAGGAGAAGAAACGCUGUACAGUAAUGUAGUCGGUGUGGCCAACAGCAAGUUGAAGGAGAAGAAACGCUGUACAGU
Messenger RNA from Lymnaea stagnalis (great pond snail), 20235 nucleotides. NCBI's taxonomy places the organism in Eukaryota, Metazoa, Mollusca, Gastropoda, Lymnaeidae. The record is from the annotation of a GenBank genome assembly.